AUGGCAGCUACACGCUACGACGCUGUUGUCGUUGGCUCAGGCUUGGCUGGACUCACGCUGACGCUUUCCCUAGCACAACUGGGGUUGAAAGUGGCCCUCGUGGAGAAAACAGACAAAUUGGGCGGCAACUCAAUCAAGGCCUCUUCGGGAAUCAAUGGAGCCCCUACGCGGUUCCAAGAGCCCGGAGAUUCCGUGGAGUUGUUUGCUCAGGAUACAAUGAAGUCAGGCAAAGGACGGUCCAAGCAGGAGUUGGUGAACGUUUUGGCCAACAACUCUGCCGAUGCUGUCCACUGGCUUUCGGAUGAGUGUGGCGUGGACUUGAGUGCCGUGGCACAGUUGGGUGGCCAUUCGUUUGCUAGAACCCACAGGGGCAAAGGAUCGCUCCCACCUGGAUUCGCUAUAGUGUCAGCGCUAAUGAAGAAAAUCGAAGGAGCAGACAACGUUGACGUUUUGAAAAAGACUACAUUCAAAGGGUUUAGAAAGCAUUCAGACUUCACAGCUGACGGUAUCGAAGUGGAAGACGGCGAGAAGAAUAGAAGGACACUUCUUGCCAAUAACAUCAUCCUAGCCACCGGCGGCUACUCGGCCGACUUCACCUCCUCGAGCCUUCUUCGGCGCUACAGACCUGAUCUUGUUCACUUGCCUCUGACAAACGGACAGCAGACCACUGGCGACGGCCAAAAAAUCGCCGAGUUGCACCUCGAUGCCGACCUAAUUGACAUGGACGCUAUACAAAUUCACCCGACAGGGUUUGUUCAGCUCAAAAAUGAGGAGACUAUUAAUAGUAAGUGGAAGUUUCUCUGUGGAGAAUUGAUCAGAGCCAUCGGCGGUAUUCUUCUCUCUCCCAACACAGGAGCUCGCUUUGUGAAUGAGUUGACCACGAGAGAUAACGUCACUGAAGGGGUGUUUCAACAUUGUGCCAACGAUAACGGCCACGCAGUCUGCAUUAUUGCCGUCAGCGAGGAAGAUUAUAUUAAGGCCAAACCACAUAUUGACUUCUACAUGUCACAAAAUCUCAUGUUCAAAGGUGACGCUAAGGACGUCACUACCAAACUUGCGGCCAUUGCUUCAGGAAGACUUGCGCCUGAAAAGAUCGAGCAAGGUUUGCGCCAGUACAAUGAAGCCAUUGGGAAUGAUGAUUUGGGCAGGCCCAGUUUCGGUAACCCAUUUGGCACCCAAUUCUACUACGGGUUUGUCACACCUGUGCUUCACUUUACUAUGGGUGGUGUAUCAAUCAAUGAUAAAGCUCAAAUACUUACAAAAUCAGGUAAGCAGAUGAAAAAUGUCUUCGCUAUAGGCGAGGUGAGCGGUGGACUUCAUGGAGGCAACCGACUUGGUGGUAGCUCGUUACUCGAAUGUGUCGUAUUUGGACGGAAAGUCGCCCAGCAGAUUAGUGCCUUGUAUUAA
This is a messenger RNA of Candidozyma auris, 1407 nucleotides long. RefSeq names its product Osm1p (gene OSM1). The transcript has a single exon. Gene Ontology annotation, molecular function: oxidoreductase activity; FMN binding. Lineage: Eukaryota; Fungi; Ascomycota; Pichiomycetes; Serinales; Metschnikowiaceae. The record is from RefSeq and is a predicted model, not a curated record. Bases 1 to 1407 code for a protein of 468 amino acids.